AUGAAACUGUUGCACCUCCUCGUUCCUCUGGUAUGGGCUUCUGCCCCUCUAGCAACACAAGCUUCUGCUCCUCCCAGGGAUCUUCACGGGCUACAAGUGCCUCUUUCAGGAGCUUUUGACAACGGUAUAGGGGCGUCGGCGUCCCAAGAACGUACCAUAUAUCAGACCCUCAAGUCGCAGAAGAGGUUUUCCCGGUUGGUGAAGGCUAUUGAGCUCAAUGACGAUGUGGUUGCGCGUCUGGAUGAUCAUGACGCGGACAUUACCUUUUUUGCCGUUCCUAACUCGGGUUUACCCUCUGAGCGCCCUGACGUUGAUGAGGACUAUGCAUAUGGUCCCACGAAUCUCAAUGGCUAUGACCUCGGAAGGCUCAUCGUCAAUGCCGAGGACCUCAAUAAAGCUCCUUGCAGUUUCGAAAACGAUAAACGAAAGCAAUCCCUCGCUCGAAUUGUUCGGCGCAUUUUGGAGUACAAUAUCAUACCAGAGAAACUUGUGGCUCACGAUUUAACCAAGAACUCUACGUACGCGACGAAUUUGACACUCUCCGACGGUUCUUUGGACUACAAGCCUCUGCGCAUUUCAGUACAGUCCGACAAUAUCCCGCCGAGGCUACGCCUCAACAAGGUGGUCGACAUUGUUAGACGUGAUGUUAUGGCGACAAAUGGAGUGAUCCACUUUGUUAACCUUCCAGUGCUCCCGCCCCCGUCUAUCUUUCAGGAGGCUUUCCUGGUGCCUCUGAUUUUCUCGUAUGCGACUACUGCUGUUCAGCGCGUUGAUUUGACGGGUGCGCUUGAUCGCUGGUACACGAAAGACGCGGGCGAAGGCAAAGGAAACUUCAUGGGGGCCGCCGCAACUACUGCAUUUGUUCCUACCUCAGCCGCAUUUCAGAUAUUACCGAAGAAACUUCAGCUCUACCUGUUCUCGCCUUUUGGUGAAAAGGCUCUCAAAAAGAUUCUACAAUACCAUAUCGUACCCAACACUGUAUUCCAUUCAGACUACUUUCACGAACAGAAUGUCAAGCAAAAAGCUGCUCCCCCCCAGAUGACCUUCGACUUUACGGAGCCUAUGUUUGAGCAGCUAGCUAUGGUUCCCUACGAUGUCGUCGACGAUUCUGACGCUGGCGCGGAGCUAUUCAGACCCAGGCUUCCUCGUCCUGUCUACUCUUACAAUGCUACACUGCCCACGCUGUUGAAGGGCAAGGAGAUUUAUGUCGAAGUCGCCCGAUAUAAGACCAAGUCUUCGAUUCCGGGGCCGUCGUACCACUUCACUAAGUUCUAUGUGAACGGCAAGCUGGUCGUCACAUAUGACAUCCCUGCAAGGAACGGGGCUCUUCACGUCAUUGACACACUGUUGGACCCAAGGGCAGGAGAGGGUCAGGCGGCCAGUGAGAAUAGCUGGGAUGAUUGGGAGGAAUGGCUCCCUCAAUGGGCUCUUGAGGCUUGAGAGUCUUCAGCCGUAGUUCCAGUCACAUCAGCUGAAC
Coniophora puteana RWD-64-598 SS2 is the source of this 1477-nucleotide messenger RNA. Its product is annotated as FAS1 domain-containing protein. The record is from RefSeq and is a predicted model, not a curated record. The transcript is spliced from 6 exons. Gene Ontology annotation, biological process: macroautophagy. NCBI's taxonomy places the organism in Eukaryota, Fungi, Basidiomycota, Agaricomycetes, Boletales, Coniophoraceae. The coding region runs from base 1 to 1440 and encodes 479 amino acids. Gene Ontology annotation, cellular component: fungal-type vacuole membrane.